GUGCCACACUCUGCUGACUCCGCUACAAUUCGUACCAAUCGCAUCAACCUUGAUCGCACCGUGCUGCUGUAGUACUAUUCCAGCCACUGUAGCUGUAGCAUGGCUGUAGUAUGUUUCCACCGUGGUAUGUAGUGUGCGGUUGUGUGCCAUAGCGUGCCAUAGUGUGUGUUCUGUGCAGUUGUCUGUGCGCGUGACAAGUUCACCAGUGCGUGUGCAUGUUGAAACUUGCAAAUGGGAGUUCGAGAAUCCUAGGAACUGCUAUGGUUUGCAUCAUUGCCGUGGUUCACCUAUGACAACAGGUCUAGAACUUGGAAGCAUUAUGCAUGAAUUGGACACAGUAGAGAAGAUAUGCCUCACAAAGCUUCGGGACGCCAUAGUUGCAGAUGUGGAGGUCAAGUUUGUGCUACCCUACAUUGAAAAAGCAGACAUCUUCUCAAAGGAAGAGUGUGAAGAUAUCCUGAAACAGGAUUCUGUCGAAAACAAGGUCAGACGCCUUCUGGAUGUCUUGUGUUGCAAAGGUGAAGCUGGCUAUAAUGUGUUCAUCAAGGCUCUAGAACAUGACAAUGCCUAUGGGUGGAUUGUACAGAAGCUUCGCAUGGAGCAUAAUAACAUCAAGGAAGAGAAUGUUUAUGUGCACAAGGUACUUCAAAAUGGGGGAGUGCCAUUUCGCCUCGUGCACCUGGUGAAACGAAGAAGAGCUGUGAAAGAGAUAAGAGAUGCAUUGCGGUCUCUCUGCUCUAGUAGUCACUGUUGCAAUGGAGCUGUGGUUCUGCAUGGCAUGAUAGGUUGCGGCAAGUCGAUCCUGGCUGCAGAGGCCCUGAGGGACUAUAGCCUGCUAGUCGACUGCUUCCCAGAUGGGGUCUACUGGCUGCCGAUUGGCAAACUGCGUGAGCAAAGUGAUGUGCUGCUGAAGAUGCAUCUUCAGCUCGACCGCUUGAAUCUUGGCUCACACAAGGAUGUCAGCACCAUUGAAAUGGCGACCUGUCGGUUGAAGCGAUGGAGUCUGAACAACAUCAAAGCUUUGCUGGUGCUUGACGAUGUCUGGUCCGCUCGAGUUGUGGAGGCAUUUACUGUGGGCUGUCCUCUGCUGGUGACCACUCGGGACGACUCUGUUGUGAAUGACAUGCACAUGUACAAGAAAUCCAUUCACAUUGAUGAAGGGCUCACUCUCAACGAAACUCGGGAACUUUUUGCCAGCGUCCUGAAAAUACCUGAGCAAGAACUGCCUCCAGCGGUUGAAGAGAUAUGGACGACUCAUCGAGGGUUGCCCCUCUUGAUGGCCAACAUAGCGGCAGUGCUGAUCCCCAAUGCCAAGCGGCCUGACAAGUGGAGGCCAUACAUCGAAGAUGCCCGCGUCAAGGGUCGAGUGAGGCAUGGUUCCGGCAGCACCUACGAUGUACCUUUGGAGCUCAUCAUCAGUAGCCUGGACUCUGAACAGCUCGGAUACUUGCAAAGCUUCGCUCUCUUUCUCGAAGACGUCGACAUCCCAAGCUCAGUGUUUGAGGUGUUGUGGGAUAUGAAUGCUGGCGAUGUCGAGCAUGCCAUGGCUGGCUUGGUGCAGAAGUCACUUGUCCGCAUGGAGCCUGUGCACAAUUCUUACGCCUAUGGGAUACACGACCUCUACCUCAACUUCCUCAAGAGGAAAGCCACCUCCCUGAAGGAUCUCCACCGGCAGUUUGUAGAAAAGCUGCUCAAGCGCUGGGAGCCUUGGACAAUGCCGUGUGGCCGUGGCUACUUCUACUGGUACCUGGGCUACCAUCUGGAUGAAGCCGGAAUGGAUCAGAAGUUUCGGGACAUCUUCCUCAACCUGCGCUUUGUUGAGCGCAAAGUUAAAUGCAACUGUCCUAGUGACCUCGUGACUGACUUGCACCGUUAUGAGCACCACUUCCGCUGUGACCCACAGGUUGCAAAAGAAAGGCUGGACAUGCUGAGGUUCUUGCAGCCCAACGCUCAUUUGCUGUCUGAUAGGGACACAGAUGUCAUCCAGCUUGCCCUGAGUCAACCACGGAGCUCCACAGUACAUCAGAAGGCCUUGGCCCUCGCUAGGGAGCGUGCUGCUGAAGCGGAUCAUCAGACUCCUUACUUCGAGUGGAUGAAUAUGCCAGACAACUGGUCCCAGGCUGAAGUCAGGAUGAAAACUCUGAACGGCGGUGUGAACCAUGCAGAGUUCAGUCCAGAUGACACCAUCAUUGCCUCAGCUGGGAAUGACAGCAUCGUCAGGCUGUGGGAGACGCACUCUGGCAAUGAGCUGCAAGCAUUGGCUGGCCACAAAGAGGCUGUCAACUACUGCACCUUCAGCCCCGAUGGCCGUGUGCUUGCAUCAGCUUCUUCUGACCACCAAGUAUUUCUGUGGAAUGUUGGCGAAAGCUUCCAGGCAACUCCAGCAUCUCCCUUGAGUGCAUCAUCCAAAGCAGGCCGGCUGACUGGGCGCCGGAGCUCUCGCUGCACUAAAUCUGCCUCUGUGACACAUGAUGCUGCUGUUCUUUGCUGUGCGUUUUCACUUGAUGGCAAGCUGCUGGCUUCUGGGGAUGCACUUGGGUUCGUCAAGAUCCACCGUAUCUCCAAAGGUGAGCUUGGGGAAGAGAUCGUGCAGGCGAUCCCAAAACAGGAGAAGGCCAUCCGCAGCUGCUCAUUCACAAGUGACUCUCGUCGCCUUGUGUUGGCCCUGAACUCCCAGUAUGUAGUGAUAUGGAAGGUGCCAUCUGAUACUCACACAGCUCAAACAGAGCCGCUGGAAAGGCCUCAAGUUCUUGACCACCUUGACAGUGCUGUUGUGGAUUGCUGCCUCACGCACGUCCACCGGGGCGCUCUUGGUGCCAGACAGCAAGCUAUAUCAGCCGCUGGGCAGCACAUUUGGACUUGGGACCUGCGUAACCCAUCGGCAGAAAGUGCCAAGCGCUACAACGGCUUCUGGAUGAGCUACAACUUGACAUGCUGCGCAGUCUCGCCCGACAGAACACUGAUUGCAGCUGGGACGUCACUGCAUGCCAUCUUGCUCUGGAAUGCAGACACUGGAGCAACCUUGGGCAGCUUCAAAGGGGAUGCUGAAGAUGUGAAGUCUGUGCGCUUCUCCCACGAUGGCAGCAAGCUGGUGUCCUCCUCAUCAGAUGGCACGGUCGUCAUUUGGGACGUGGACAAUUACCGCAGAUGCUCACGAGUGGCACUCAUGCCAGUACUUGCCGUAGCCUUUGAGGACCAGAGCCCUCUGGUGGCCACUUUCGAUGAAAGUGGUGUGAUACAGAUUUCAUCAGGGCUCGAGACCAAGCAGGAAGUCAAACAUGCCUUUGUUGGCACCGAGAACAGGUGCGAAGAAGUGUCAUGCUGCUGUUUCACUCAUGACAGAAAGGCUGUUGUCUUGGGUACCAAGAAUGGUUGUGUCAGCCUGUUUCAUUUAGACGCAAAGAAGUGUAGUGCUUUGGGCAACCAUAAUGACAGUGUCACAUCACUACAGGCAUGGCCAGAAGGUGUGGCAAUUUCAGCAUCCCUGGAUGCAACAGUGAAGAUCUGGCAUGGAGACGGUUCUCACAGCACGCUCAUUGGCCAUAGUGGUCAAAUCACAGCGCCAUGCCGCCUGUUUGGAGGCGACUUCAAGCUUCUGUCCUCAUCUGACAAGGGCGAGCUCAUGGUGUGGAACCUAAAGCAAUGCAGCCAUCAGUCUGUCCAGAUUAAGGCUCACAAUGGAAAUCCAGUGUUGUGCUGUGAUGUAUCGUCCGACGGAAAGUGGCUCCUCUCUGGAUCUACUGACAAGACCAUUCAGUUGUGGAAUGCUGAAACGAGCGAGCCGCCGAAGGUCCAGACGCUUGACGAAUGCGUUCGUUGUUGCCGGUUUGGUCCAGACCCCCGAAGUGUUACGGUAGCGGCUGGCACUGAUGAAGGAUCUGUCUAUGUCUAUCUCUUGGAAGAGGACUUGCUCCAGAAGAUAGGCCAGCACAAGCUUUGGGUCUACGACCUUGCCUUUUCCCCCGAUGGCCAGCAGCUUGCAUCGCUCUCAGAGUCCAUCUCCUGGUGGUCCCUGGACUCCUUGGAAUUUGCGUCAGCGGUCAGCUCUUUGGACGACAGUAGCAUAGCAUCCUUUGAGUCACUGGCUCAGCCCAGCUGUCACCGUCAGCUGCAGAGAUUCCAGCUGCAAAGUUCUAGGGCCAUGGCCCUGUUUGCAUCACCUGAUUUCAAAACAUUUGUUACUGUCGAUGACUCGGGGAUCCUGUAUGUGCUCAACAAGUUGGCUGCUGCUCAAGCGAGGGAGAGCUGACUAUUUUAUAGUUUUUUGUUUUUUGUUUUUGUUUGCUUCGUUUUUCCUAUAGUUGCAUUGUGAAGUAAGACCCAAGAAAUGGGCAGCUUGGCAUACAGGCAUUACUAUUCUGUUCACUUGUUCGUGCUAAGUGCUUUCAUCUGUUCCCACUUCUUUCACAUUCCAACUUGGUGGAAGCAAUUCUAAAGGUUCCCGAGUUGAAAUUCUCCCAUUGUAAUUAUGGUUAAGUCAUCAUUGACACAUCUGUUAGGUCAAUGCUGCCAGUUGUUGUAUUCACCUAGUUGAAUUACUAUGGGAGUUUGCAAAGCACAUCAGCUCUUGCCCCGAGCAUGUGCACAUUCUGCGUGAUGAUCACAUGUGAUAGAAAGUAAGUGUUGAGCAGUGACUUAUUUAAAAAAAAUAUGUGGCAAGCUGCUCAUUCCCUGAAGCUGAGAGAGAAGCUUGCCAUCUUUGCUGUUCCAAAAACAUAGCCUUGUUUUGCUUGACUGACAUUGCCAUAUUUUAGUAAUUAAUAACAGCACUGCUGACUAACCUCCAAGGUAUUGCUGCUGAAAGUCUAUUCAUGUGGGGAAACAGCAGCUGAUUCAGUCUGUGGAACAAGUGUGAUGUGGCUCAGCUGCAUCGAAUCGUGCCGCGAGAAGCUAGGUGGGUGGUGCGUUUCCACACCUAGCAAUUCAGUGCUAUUGAACUGUGUUGUGCUCUGUCAGUGGCUUGAAUCAGCAAUUUGGUGGGUCGCUGUUUGAAUCACUUUGAAAGGCCACUGAGCAUGGUCCAAUCUACAUGGCUGUGCUUGGACAUGUGUGCUGCGAGCUUCUCCGUGCAAUUGCUCAACGACUUUUCUAUUUGCUAGCGCUAAGUUGUCCAAAGCAGCUGUGCCAUUUUGACAGGGGCAGUAUCUUAAAUGACUGCGAUGGUGCCAAAGGAGCUGCGAAUGAUAGCCGAAACAUUAGUCUCCUAUUUAAUGCUUUUUCUAUUCAAAUUAUGUGGCGCCGUUAACUUUGCCUGAACUUUCUAUAUGAGGGCAUAAGGAGAGGAGCUUAACAGUUUUUUGGCAAUUUUUCUCCUUUUCAAGCUUUCUUUUCUUUUUUUUCUUUUCUCCUCCCCACAUUUUACACACUUUUAUGACUGGCUUCAUCAGAUCUGUUGAAAUGUGCAUGUGUUUAUGAAAACUUCAGAUGCAUCCUUUUUACUUCCUUAUCAUUUUAUUUAUUAAGCUAGUGCGUUUUCAUUUAUUAGAUGGAGUUUUGAACAGAUGUACUUAUCCAAACUGUUCAAACUGGCAGUCAUCCAUGCAUCUUUGCAUGAUAUGGAUUUCCAGCUUCAGGUUUAGCAGCGUGGAGAUAGAAGAGGGGCGUCAGGCCAAUUGCACUAUGCACUGCACGCCUAUCCCAUGAAUUACGGACAUUAUACAGUCUUUGUCAAAAGAAAUGAAGCCACUUUCAACACGAGUGUUGUCAACUUCUCGCUGCAUGAGGUUCUGUGCUCUUGGGCAGUGCCAAUGGAGGAGUACAAGGCUGACUUAAACAGCCUGGGAUUGGCUGCAGUAACCCGCACAGUGACUUCAUUUCUCUGCACAAAUGGCUGUUCAGACCUGUAGGAUCUUAAGGGGAACAGGUUGGCAUGUAGCCAGCAUUACCUGCAGAACUGUCUCGAUAUGAUAACAUAGGUUAUCAGUCAAGUUGCACGAAGCCCACCAGUGGUGACAGGCAAUGCGCACUUGUUGCUGGAGUGAAGCUGUGUGACUAGCAUUCUUUGAUUUCAUUGUAGUUACAACUGGUGUGUGGCACAAAAAAAUAAGUGCGGUCACUGAUAAUCAGAGGACACAAUUAUGUGCUCUCAGCACCAGCCACUUUUCUCAAAUGAAUAGGCUUGUUAAACGAGUCGUAUAUUUCACUAGUGAAUCACUGGUAGUUCCUGUUCCUUUACAUAGUCCUAAUGUUUGUUUAUCGUCAGUUAACGCAUAUCACCCCUGGUUCUCUUUCUGUCAUGCUGCAUGCUUGGGCAGCCUAAAAUAGAGCACUACUGCCUUAUCACCAGUAGCCUUUAUCACCAGUACCAGUAGCCUUCUUACCUGCCAGUACAAAAUUCAGCUGACAAACUGGUGCAAAGCACCAGUGCCACCAGAGGGAGUGGUAUGCAGGCUGCAAAAAUGUUGCAACAGCAAUUUCAUCCUCAGAAACUACAUUAUAUAAAGCAGCAAUGCCACGGGACAUAUUUUAGUCUUGCUCAAGGUGUGUUGCAUGCGUCUGCUCUGUCCGUGGCAUAUCACUUUGCCGCAUCUAAUUUUUUUUUUUUGUAUCUUUCCUAAGUAUAUCCCAACCAUUCUCAUCAAGCCCUAGACUAUGAAAGAACAUCCUCUUGGUUAUGGGAAUGGCAUAUGGUGUUAGCCUGUGUGCCACUAUCAACUGUAUGUUAUUUCAUUAAGUGGGAGACUGGUCUCGGCGCAUUACUACACAACUAGUACAGUCGAAUCUCGAUAAUUUGAACACGCCUAAUUCGAACUUUCUGUUUAUUCAAACUGACUCUGUGGUCCCGUCAAAGGUAUAUCUAUUCCAGUGAGCAAAAACACCUGGUAAUUCAAAUGCGCUAGCAUUUGCAACGGUUAAUUCGAACAUACUGUGCUCCAACAAUAUUUUCAGCAGCGCGCCAAAUCACGCAGCGGCACCUCAGACUAGCAAAUCCGCUAGCUGCCGUAGCACCGCGGCAACACUAGGCCGAGCUACUUCGACGUUUUUUUGCCAAGCUUCUUACUGUUUGGUGCCGUGUUUUUCUUUGAAACAAUUCGCCGCUGUUAGCAAAGACGCCUACUCUGUCUUUGUAAUCCUCACCACUGGUUUUGGAGCGAGGAAGAUAUGGCACGUUGCAUAAUGCCAGUUCUCGAAAGUCAGCUGUGCCCCGCUACAUAAAUAAUAUGCGUUGAAGCAUACCAAAAGUUAGGAGGGCAGUUUUCCUAGGACUCGGUAUCUUUCGUUUAAUUAUACAUGCGUGCACACGCCAUAUCCUAUCGCAGUACAAGCACCGAUAUGCAUAAUAAGUGUACUGGCAUCUUUCGUUUAAUUAUAUAUGCAUAUGCAGCCCUUGGGGCAGUAAAAGGCAUGUUUAUUUUUUCGAACCACCCAAUUUUUCGGACGUCGACUGUAAUUUGUAAAUACAUGCGGAUAAAUCUUCCGGAGCUUCCCAUUCACAUGUUAACUUAGUGCACAUGGGCCACUGCAAGUAAGUCCUCCAUUCAGUUAGCUUCCUUUAAUUCGAACAAAUUUUAGGGUGCCUUUGAGUUUGAAUUAUCUAGGUUUGACUGUAGUUUCAACAAGCACACAUCUGUCUGCCGUGUGUUCUCUUCUUCUUUUCUUUCUUUGCACACAUUUGCCAGCACAAUACCUAUCUUCUAGCACUUAUGUUGCAGCCUGGGUUUAAUCAGAAGUGUGUUAAGAAGCAUGCAACUUGUCUUAAACAUGAUGUACCAGUAUGGUCGGGGACAAGUUCAGCUUGAAGGUGGAAGUGCAACUUGGAUCCAGAUCCUGAUAAGAAUAACCUGCCAGUUUGUAUAUUCAUGUAGCAUAUUCAGGGGAAGUGGUGCGAGGAGCACAUGUUAAUUGUUGUGCAUUGUUUCUUUUUUGCACUGUGCUGGCUGGGGUAAUGUUGGCACUUACAACACUGCAGGAAAAGGAAAGUGCAUGAUAAUGGAAAUUUUCUGCUUAUUCCUCUCUCAAGGAAGGUAGCAUAGUGGUCUCAAAAACCAAGAGUGAGGGUUUGGCAGCACUGAUAUAGUACCAGUGGAUUUGCAGUGAUAGCACUGAACCCUAUUUCUCAGCAAUACUUUUUGAUUGUAUUCAUUAACUAAGACUAUCAUUCAGGCUGAAAGAAUGAUACUCCAUUUUUGAGAAACAAAAUUCGCACUAGCUGAUCAAGAAAAUUCUCCUUUCAAAUUUAUACUAAAAUUCCAAUAAUUUAUUUUGGUAUGAAGAGAGUUGUGCCUUCUGUUCAACAGCCUAUCUCUGCAGCAUGUAACAAGUGUGCAGAUUUUAAGAAAUUUUUUUUUUCUAAACUUAUGUUCAUUUGGGCCCAUAUAAGCACUUGCAGUUAAGUACGCACUGCUGUUGCUUUAUUUUUGGGAUGUAUGUUCCUUGCAUGUUGUAAGCUAAACCACGACUCAGGUCUUUGUAGCCUCUGCUUCACCCCUUCCAGCCCCCCUCCUACCCUAUUUUUUUCACAUAUAUGUUUAUAUUAACUAAACAUUUUUUAUGCAUCAUGUGCUCCUUUCGAUUGAUUUAAUCUUAUACCACCUGCGCUGAGAGGUAACACCUGUCUUGUUAUUGAAAGAGUUUACCAUUAUGCAUCAUAUUCUAUGAUCACAUGUUCCCUGCUGGCUGUGGCCAUGUCUGUCUCCUGUGUUUUUAGAAACAUGUAUCAAAGCAUUUUUUUCUUUCUUGCACUCUGAAGAUUUCGGUGUGCCCAUUUUUAAAUCCAUGAAAUGUGCAGCAUCUGCAAGCAUUGUUAUAAUGCUGUAUAAUAGAGCUUGUACCAUUGUGUGCGCUUCAUAGUCCCGAGCAACCUAACAAAGCUUGACAAUGCGGGCCAGCCAGGUCCUAAUCCACACUUGUUUAUGUAGCUUCCUGUCAGCCGCCUUCUUAUUGUUGUCGAUUGAUUAAUUUUAUUUAUGUUUUACACUGCCUUAAAGAAAGGCUAUGACUAGGCCUUUUGGCCUCACUGGUCUCUUUAGCUUGAAUGUGGCCACAUACAUUUUUGCUAUAUUUGUUUUAUUGAGAAAUUGUGCCAAUUGUGGGCUGUAUGCUUGCACACGUUAGUUCAACUUGGAAAACACAAUAAGCAAAAGUAUACGUGUAUUAGAGAGAUUCACUGAAAUAACUGAGGCGCUUGCCAGUGGGUGUACAAAAACACUCUGAACUGCACUAAAAGUGUCCUUGCAAGACCGUAGUUUGAUACUAAGCCUACUUUCAGAAAAUUGUCUGUAGCUCUUGAACUACUAUGGGAAUUGUAGGCAGUGCAUAGAUUCUUCCAAUUUCGCAUGACUUCGUUAAGAAAGCACAUUGCACAUUCUGUUAGUUCUUUUUGUGGUAAAAUUAUGCCUAAUACUGGCUUUACAACCGUGUAACAGAUGACUUUUCUAAAAUAUAAAACUGUACGUAUUUUAUUACACAUUUUUCAGUGCGUAAUUCUCGACAUGUAUGAGUACUAAAUAUGCAGUAUAUUUUGGCAGUUUGUGCUCAGUGCAGGUACUUACUUUUGGUACUUGAAAUUGUUAUUUUUUAUCUUUAAUGGCUGCAAACAUUCAAAUGGUACAAAUCUGAGACUAAUUACUGCCAUACAAGAAGUUGCAACAGGAAAUCCACUUCAGUAAGGAUGUAGUUUAGACACAUUAUGUAGUCACUGUCAUUUACCAUACUGCAAUACUGCCAGCACACGCAGAUGCUAGUGCAACGUUUCCCUCUUGUACUUGUAUUAGAAAACUAUUGUGCAAGGUUGGCCUUUGAGGUUGGUGCCGUGCAUGCUAUGCAAUCUUGGAGGCCGUGGUACAAGAUUGCUUUAGAGUAGUUCCAAGGCCUCCUGCUCAACACUGGAAAGUGCUCUUAGUAUUCUCGGUUUUCAACAGGGCAUGCAAAUUUCUCCAGGUUUCUCUCUUUGCUUGCCGCUAUUUUCUAUGUGCAUUUUGCACCAUGUAUAAAUUUAGAUCCAUGCUGCUUUCGCAGAUCUCUUGCACAACUGCUGUUUCUAAAUAACUGCCAAGUCCAAAACUGUCUAUGGCCAGUUCUUGCUUUAGUGUUCUCAUAUGUGGUUUCGGACUCCUGUAGCGGAGUAACAACUAUUGUAAUAAUUUUUUCAUUUCUGCCGAACAUUUGUAGGGCAGGUGAUUGUGUUUGUUCAUGAGCAUGAACAGCGCAAGUUGUUUAGCAGCUUACUGCUUGUAAAUGUGCAGUGCAAAUUGAAUUGUGGUUGAUAAUCUUUUGUGUAAUUCAAUGCAUAAUGUAAUAGCAUUGCUUUGAGCUGUGUAAACACUAUACGCUGUUAUGAAACAACCUUUCCGAUGGAAUGCACUGAUGAUAACCAUGCCACUGUAUGUCCUACAUCAGGGACAUUUAAUUUUUUUAUGAUAGUGGUGAUUGAAUCAAAUUUAAAGUGCCUUCCUUUCUUUAUUGCCAACUUAUGCAAAAAUGUAUGGAUUAUGAUUUCUUAGAAGAGCUUGUGAAGCAUUUUCUGCUGUGGCUAAAUAGCGUUUGUGUUUAUGUGUGUGUGUUUUUUAUCAGCAAUGCUUCAAGCCUAUUUUAGAAGCAGCUUGGUGGCUGGCUACUGUGAUUUGUGGAGGAACAGUGACUGUCUGCAUGCAGAUCUUUUUAUUAACUUUUAUUUGAUGGUUGUGCAGCAUGUUUGCUUGAAUUGAACACGAUUCAUAACUAAUUUGGCACUGUUUCUUUUGUAAUUUCUGGUUAUCUUCUUUCACAUUUCUUUUUCAUUUGAGCUGAUCGUGUUUCAAAGAUUUGGUACUCGAGUCUUUUAGAACCAAAGUCACUAGAUGUUACAUGCCAAACACUGCUUGGAUGUCAGUCACCUAAGGCAUUAAAUACUUAUUUUUCUUUCCAGAGAGAUCUCAAAAUUACAAGUAGCAUUACAGAGGUGCCCUACCUGAUGGAUAACCUUGGUGGUUAGGUACUGUGUUCUUAUGCCAAGUUCAUGGAUGUGCCCACCUCACUGUGUUUGAGACUGCUUUCUGACCACAAUAGCAAUAUUUGUAAGCGUGAACGCAUUGUCCUCAAGUGUGGCACAUCACAGAUGUGAAAUGGUCUAUGCUGCCAGUAUUCACUAUGUGCAAUUUUUUAAAGAGGUAGGACACCUUUGUGAUAUCAGAGCUCUGGUUUAUCUUGUAGUACCUUUAUUCCCUUUUGGUUUAUCGGUUAGAUGACUAAUUGAAAUAUUGAGCAGAUGAUUUUCUCCCUUUCUUUUGCUUUUCGUGGCAGCCAGUCAGUCAGCCACAGUGUCACCUUACAGUGCAUGUUUGCUUUCCUCCUUUACAUGCGUGUGGACUAUGCAUUAUUGAACAGUGACUCUAAGCAUAUUGCUCAGAAAUUGACAUUUUUAUACAUAUACAUUAAGCGUGUGCUUUACAAAUUGUAGUGAUGGUUUUAAUAAAAUCGUCUUUUUAUUUA
Messenger RNA from Dermacentor albipictus, 11409 nucleotides. Its product is annotated as apoptotic protease-activating factor 1-like. Gene Ontology annotation, molecular function: protein binding; ADP binding. The record is from RefSeq and is a predicted model, not a curated record. Gene Ontology annotation, biological process: regulation of apoptotic process. NCBI's taxonomy places the organism in Eukaryota, Metazoa, Arthropoda, Arachnida, Ixodida, Ixodidae.